GUUUUCCAGUUAUGAGCAUUUUAUUCUCAUUGUUUGUCACUAAAACUUCCCCAACCCCUGUGCUUUGCCUCUUCCAUGGUAAGCUGCUAAGUGGCUGGUACCCAAGGGCUCCCUACUGCUGUGUAGUUAAUCGGUUACAGUAUGGAAGGCAGUGGCACUGGAUGGACUGGAGGUCUGCUGCCCUCUGUAGGCGAAGAGGCAACUAAGGAGCACUCAGUCUUUGAGGUGGCUGUCCAGAACGGCUUGGCCAACCACAGCUCCCUGUUUGCAGACGUGGUUCUGCUGCAGAGCUUCAAGCUGCUCAUCAUUCCAUGCUACGCCCUGGUGGUGGUGGUGGGUGUGUUGGGGAACUACUUGCUGCUCUACGUCAUCUGCCGCACCCGCAAGAUGCACAAUGUCUCCAACUUCUUCAUCGGGAAUCUGGCCUUCUCAGACAUGCUGAUGUGUGUGACCUGUGUACCAUUCACCCUGGCCUAUGCCUUCAACCCCCGUGGCUGGGUGUUUGGAAGGUUUAUGUGCUACCUGGUGUUCCUGAUCCAGCCAGUCACAGUUUAUGUGUCUGUCUUCACCCUCACCGCCAUUGCUGUCGACAGGUACUAUGCCACUGUGCAUCCUCUGAAGAAGCGCACCUCGGUGGCCACCUGUGCCUAUGUGCUGUCAGGGAUCUGGCUGCUGUCCUGUGGUUUGGUGGCUCCAGCUGUGGCCCACACCUACCAUGUGGAAUUCAGAGAGGAGGGCCUCACCAUCUGUGAGGAGUUCUGGCUGGGGCAGGAGAAGGAGAGGCUAGCCUACGCCUACAGCACCUUGCUGGUUACCUACGUCCUGCCACUCUCUGCCGUCUGUGUCUCCUACCUCUGCAUCUCUGUCAAGCUGAGGAACUGUGUGGCACCGGGACAUCGGACCCGGGACCAGGCAGAGGCACAGCGAGCCCGGAAGCGGAAGAUCUUCCGUCUGGUUGCGCUGGUUGUGGCGGCCUUUGGGGUGUGCUGGCUGCCCAUUCACGUGUUCAACGUACUGCGUGACAUCGACAUCCGCCUCAUCAACAAGCGCCACUUCCUGCUCAUUCAACUAAUGUGCCAUCUGUGUGCCAUGAGCUCAUCCUGUUGUAACCCCUUCCUGUACGCCUGGCUGCACGACCGUUUCCGCGCCGAACUGAGGAAGAUGUUCACCUGCCACCGCCGCAUCGGCAUCCCUGCCAACCACUGUGCGACAGCCAGCGUGGCCCUGUGACUGUGCAGGGACAAGGAGAGAGAAGAGACAGAAGAUCUCUGAUACCAGUGUAAACAAGUUUUAGAUCCAAUUUUCUGAUUAUUUUCUAUUGACCUAAUGUGGAUAUGACAAGAGUUAAUUGUGAAUUACAGCUGAUAACAGAGAUAUUAGGUGGUUCCCUAGUAAUUUUCGAUGAACAAAUCAAUUGAACAUGCAUGAGGUGAUUGCCUGGAAAGAAUGAAUGAACUGAUUGAAUGCCAAUAAUAUGAAGGUAACACAAGAGAGAAAAAAGCAAGAGAAAGAAUAAAGGGAGAGGGAAGGAGAGGGAGAAAGAGCAGGCGAGGUGACAGGACCACCAAACAAAUGUUAUUUUGAAGGCCAUUAUGCACAGCCACAGUCAAUGUUUAACACCAGGAAACAUCAGCAAGCAGGAGAUUCAUCUGCCAAAAAUGAGAGGUUUGGUGGAUAAUUUCAAGGCAGCUAAGCACUUUUCACACAAUAGUUGCUUCUACAUACGCGAUAUCCCCCAUAACUCCAGGUGGACAGUUGUCUGCUGAGGUUAGAGUGUAGUAGUUGUCCCACCUAGCUAUCUUAAGAUUAAUGCACUAACUGUAGGUUGCUCUGGAUGAGAGCGUCUGCAAAAUGACUAAAAUGUCAAUGUAAAUAGUCAAUGCAGGUUUGGUCCCCAGAUUGGUGUUUGGCAGUGGAUGACAUGCUUAAUGACAUGAAUCCAGAUAUAAUCUCGCUCUCCACUCUGUGAAUAAACAUGCUUAAUGACAUGAAUACAGAUAUAAUCUCGCUCUCCACUCUGUGAAUAAACAUGCUUAAUGACAUGAAUACAGAUAUAAUCUCGCUCUCCACUCUGUGAAUAAACAUGCUUAAUAAAACAGUAGGUGGUGUUUGUUCCCCCAUGGUUACAUCCCUAUUUUUAUUGCAGUCUUAUCAGUCUGUUACCCAUCUUUGUCUCUGGGGAACAUACACCGCUUCUGAAUAGUCAUUUAGAAUUGUUUGCUACCCGAGUGGCGCAGCGUUCUAAGGCACUGCAUCGCGGUAUUGCGGCAUCACUACUGCCAGGGUUAUAUCCCAGGCUGUGUCACAAUCGGUUGUGACCGAGAGUCCCAUAGGACUGCGUACAAUUAGCCAAGCGUUGUCCGGGUUAGGGGAGGUUUUGGACGGAUGGACGGACGGACAGACGGACGGACGGGGGGGACGUAUGACUCGACCUUUGCCUCCCCCUAGCCCGUUGUGGAGUUGCACGAAAUUAGGGAGAAGGGUAUAAAAUUUGAAAAAACUCUAAUGUAAUUAGGUGUUUGUUAGGCAUUUGCUGAGGUCAUGCUUCCCACUUCAUGCUUGCAUUAAUGACUGCAUUAUAGUUUAACUGAGGUGUUAGAUCAACCACAAAAAACCUUCCCCACUUUCAAUACAUUUAGUGAAAUGUCAUGGUGCCUAAUAAAUGGCCUUCUGUGGUUUGUGUCAUGCCAUAUAAAAUGUCUGUCCUUAAGUGAUU
Oncorhynchus nerka (sockeye salmon) is the source of this 2716-nucleotide messenger RNA. RefSeq names its product prolactin-releasing peptide receptor-like. Lineage: Eukaryota; Metazoa; Chordata; Actinopteri; Salmoniformes; Salmonidae. The transcript is spliced from 2 exons. Gene Ontology annotation, molecular function: neuropeptide Y receptor activity; neuropeptide binding. Gene Ontology annotation, biological process: G protein-coupled receptor signaling pathway. The record is from RefSeq and is a predicted model, not a curated record. Gene Ontology annotation, cellular component: neuron projection; plasma membrane. Bases 142 to 1230 code for a protein of 362 amino acids.